AUGGACAACAAGGUGGCAUAUGAAAUGGUGCUUGCCCUACUAGAGCACCAACUUUCCUCACCAGUCCAAUGGAUCGCCACUCAAGACUCACUGCUGAGCAUGCAAAAGCAGCACCAACGCUAUGUCGAGAUUGGGCCGUCAAACACUUUAAGCACGAUGAUGAAAAAGACCAUGGCCCAAAACGGCGAUGUCAAUGGUGACCAGGAGCUCCCCCAGUGUCUGACCUAUGCAGACGAGCUAGAGGCGAUCCGGAAAGCAUCCGAGCCUGAGCCUGAGGUUGAAGAGGAAGAGAUCUCUGCCGAUGUCCUGACGGACAGCGCGGCACCACAAGCGGCACCAGAGCCGGUUGCAGUUGCGGCUCCAGUGGUCCAAGCUGCCAGUGUAGCAGAAAUUGAAGACGUGCCUCCUACCGCUGCAGAGGCCGUGGUGACGAUGGUUGCUGCUGGACUGAAGAUCGCCCGGGACGGCGUCGAUGUCACCCAAUCUAUCAAGUUUCUUGCCAAGGGGAGAUCUGCCCUGCAGAAUGAGAUUGUCGGCAACCUCACGGCAGAAUUCGGACAGGUUCCCGAAGCCGUGGAGACCACACCGAUUACAGAACUAUGCCAAGAUCUGCAGAGGACAUAUUCGGGCAAGCUCGGCACUUUCCUGGGUGAAUGGUUGACCAAAAGAGUUUCGGCAAAGCUUGCCCCAUCAAUAUCAGUAUCCAAGUUGCGUGCUCGCCUUCGAAACUCAUACGGGCUGAAACAAGGCCACCAGGACUCGUUUUUCUUGACGGCGAACUUUGACGAAAUUGCGUCAAGGCUCGCUGACGAACAAGAAUCAUGGAAGAAAGUGCAGCAAUGGGCGGACUCUUUCCUGCGCGCACGCGGCCUGCAACGUGUGGAAGCGCCCGUCCAACAACAAGGCGCGGCUCAGCCUGGUUCCCAAACGGAACAGGUAAACAGCCCACAGCUCGCCAAGUUCGCUUCAGAUCUGGCAGCGCUGAUGUCAAAACAUUUCAAAUCCUCAUCCGAAGACCAAUCGCAGGACACCGAGGCCCCUUCCGCCGACGACGCCGAGGUAGCCAAGCACCUGGCCGAUGAACUCGGGGCCGAGUUCAUCUCUGGCACGAAAUCCUAUUUCCGUCCCGAAAUGGUCUAUAGGUAUCAAUCUGGAUGGAACUGGGCUGUUCAAGACCUUUACGUCACCUUGUCUGGGGUCAUCACGCGUGUCGGGACCAUGCCUGAGGAAGACCUUCAACUUUGGAUCCAGGCUCAAUGCGAACGUUUGCGGGAACGACGGACUGACAGGCUCCUCCAAUGCGCUCACUUCCUGCUGGAAAAAUGGGAGAAGGAAAGCGACUCCAAGACGUCCCAGUGCUGUCUUCUGCUACUCCGAGACAUUCUUAGGGACGAUGAACCCCUGUCUGCCACAAAUCUACAGUCAUACGUCGCGCCCAGCCGCAAGACUAUCCCCAAGACCAAGAUCACCGAGGAAGGAGAAAUUAUCUAUCGAGAAGUGCCGGCUGAGGCCAUGAGCUUGAGCAACAAACCUUUGGUAUCCGAGCAAAACAGCUCAUGGGAUUCUUUCCAGUCUGUCCCCACAUCCGACAGCGGCGAAGACACUUCCGGAUCAUUAGUCUCCGGUGGACUAUGGCCGGUCCGACUUCUCACGAAGGGCAAAGCUGGCGAAUGGGAAACCAACCCCAACCUAACAAGCCAGCUGCACGAGGCCGAACGACACCUGGGAAUUGAGAAGGCCCUCCCGGUCGAAGGCACAACCCUGAUCAUUGGGGCCGGGCAGCGAUCUAUUGGCUUCAUGCUUGCACGCUUACUGCUUCAAGCGGGCAGCCGUGUGGCUCUGUGCACAGGUCGCCUUACGCCUGAGAACAGGAAAGUCAUUUCCCAGAUGUAUGCAAAGUCUGCGAAGCCAGGGGCUGAGCUAGUCCUGCUGCCUUUUAACCAAGGGAGUGUUCAGGAUAUCAACAACAUGGUCAGCUAUAUCAACGACACCCUCGGCUGGGAAAUCGACCACCUGGUCCCCUUUGCCGCAAUUUCCACAAAUGGAAAGAAUCUUGAGGACGUCGACUCAGUGUCCGAACUCGCGCUUCGCAUCAUGCUUACCAACACUCUCCGCCUGAUGGGUAGUAUUGUAGCUUCCAAACGGCGCCGCCACGUUCUCAACCACUCGACCCAGGUUCUAGUCCCCUUGUCGCCGAAUCACGGUCAAUACGGUAAUGAUGGGCUGUACGCUGAGUCUAAGCUCGCUCUGGAAGCGCUUCUCAACAAGGCCGCCUCUGAGCCUUGGGGUGACACCUUGACUAUCUGUGGCGUGAGGAUGGGAUGGGCCAGAGGCACCGGGCUGAUGACGACCAACGACGUCUUUGCCGAGAGCAUUGAGAAACUCGGUGCCAGAACCUUUUCAGCGGAGGAGAUGGCUACGUUGCUGGCACUCGUCAUGACACCCGACCUGACCGAGGCUUGCAUCAUGGAGCCCGUCCUGUGCGACUUCACGGGCGGCCUCGGAGCAGUCCCCAACAUGGGCAGCCAGAUUUCCUCCAUCCGUGCUUCCAUCCAAGACAAGGUGGUUGUCCGGAAGCAGCUGAAGCAGGAGGCAGACCACGACGAGAAUGUCCUUAACAGUCGCUCCAGGAGGACCCAGACUUUGAUGCCGUCGGAGACACGGGCGAAGAUGCACAACUCAUUCCCUGCCCUCCCUGAGAGUUACAAAGAUGCCAUUCCUCGCAACGCAUCUGACCUGAAGGACCUCUACGAUCUAGACUCAAUGGUCGUGAUCACGGGAUUCGGAGAGCUGGGCUCGGCCGGUAGCUCCCGGACAAGAUGGGAGCUGGAGGCCGAGGGCGAGUUCUCUAUCGAGGGCUGCAUCGAGCUCGCGUGGAUGAUGGGUUUCAUCAAGUACGAGCGACGCCGCCUCCACAACGGAACCGACGCGGGCCCGGGAUGGGUUGAGAUCGAAUCUGGCUCCCCCAUCAAGGACCUGGACGUGAAGGCCAAAUUCGAGGCGCGCAUCCGCGAGCACACCGGCAUCCGCAUCCUGGAGACUGACGAGUGGAGCAACCCAGACCCGCGGCUCCGGGAUAUGCUCCACGAAGUCGGCACGCAAGAGGACCUCCCACCCUUCGACUGUUCGUCCCAGGCGGCGGAGGACCUCAAGAGGCGCCACGGAGACGCUAUAGAGGUGUUGAGCGACGAUGGCUCGUCUGCGUCGGUGCGCAUUCGUAGUGGUGCGACCAUCUUCGUUCCCAAGGCGAUGAACACAGCCUACUUUGUGGGUGCCCAAGUCCCACAGGGGUGGGACGCUGCACGGUACGGCAUUCCUCAGGAGGUAUCGGCGCAGACCGAUCGUCCUGGCCUGUUUGCUUUGGUGUGCGCUGUCGAAGCAUUCCUGAGCGCCGGAAUUACGGACGUUUACGAGCUGUACCGUUACAUCCACGUCUCCGAGGUUGGAAACUGUAUUGGCUCAGGUGCAGGUGGUCUGCCGGCCUUCCAGAGGAUGCACGAGCAUCGGCUGCUGGGCAGAGAGGUCCCGAACGACAACCUGUCGGAGGCUUUUGUCGGCACUGCGGCCGCAUGGCUGAAUCUGCUUCUGCUUUCAGCGUCCGGUCCGCUUAAAACGGGUGCGGGAACCUGUGCAACUUCGUUGGAGUCACUCGACACGGCGUGUGAGCUAAUCAGCGGCGGCAAGACCAAGGUGUGCCUUGCCGGAGGCUACGACGUCUUCACCAGGCCGAUUUACUAUGAGUUUGGCGAGAUCAACGCCAUCAUAGACGCAGCUCAUGAUGAGCAGUGUGGAAGAGCACCUAAGGAGAUGUCAAGGCCCUUCACCACGACGCGUAGUGGGUUCGUCCUGGGCGAAGGUAUAGGCAUCCAGGUGCUUACUAGUGCCUCACUGGCUCUGGAAAUGGGCCUCCCGAUCUAUGGCAUCGUUGCCAUGACUCACAUGGCAUCCGACAAGCUGGGCAGAUCAGCCCCAGCACCCGGUCGCGGUAUUCUCACUGCGGCCAAGCAACCGAGCACUCUGAGCGCAGGCGCAAAGGGCCUGAUGAACCCAGCCCUCCGAUCCAAACUGGUCAAGGCGGCAGUGAAUGACAUUGAGUUCCGAAGCAGAGCGCAAGUCGAUGCGGUUGGUGCUGCCGACGGCACACUCACAGCUGAGGACACCGACGGAUGCAUCCAGAGCCUCAAAUCAGCCGCCGAGCUCGAGAAGAAGGCCGUCCGCCGCGCACUUGGUCAGGACUACUGGAAGAGCAACCCCAGCAUCUCGCCAAUCGCGGGCUCGCUGUCGGUCUUUGGCCUGACCGUCGACGACAUCACAUUCGCCAGUCUGCAUGGGACAGCGACCAAGCUCAACGACGUCAACGAGGCCGCGACGCUGGACCACCAGAUGCGGCACCUGGGCCGCCGCGCCGGCAACCCGCUCUUCACCAUCGCGCAAAAGUCCGUCAUCGGCCACGGACUGGGCGCGUCUGGAGCGUACGCCAUAAACGGCGGGUUGCAGGCCAUGCAUGCGGGCGUCAUUCCGGGCAACCGCAACGCGGACGACAUAGACAAGAAGCUCGAGGACUUCGAGCAGCUGCUCCUGACCAACGAGAAGAUUACGCUGCGCGGGGAGGACAUGAAGGCGUUCUCGGUGACGUCCUUUGGUUUCGGGCAGAAGGGUGCGCAGGCGCUUAUCGUGCAUCCCAAAUACCUUUUCGCUGCCAUCGCGGAGGAGCGGUACAAUGCCUACCGGCUCAAGCAGAUCAGGCGAUCUAGGCUUGCGGCUCGGGAGCUGGACCGCGGGCUUCAUGGCCAAGGAAUGUUCAAGGCCAAAGAAGAGUUGCCGUACACGGGCGACGAGUAUGAGUACAUGCUCAACCCGAACGCCCGGCGUGAAUAG
This is a messenger RNA of Diaporthe amygdali, 4878 nucleotides long. RefSeq names its product fatty acid synthase subunit alpha. Bases 1 to 4878 code for a protein of 1625 amino acids. Gene Ontology annotation, cellular component: fatty acid synthase complex. Gene Ontology annotation, biological process: long-chain fatty acid biosynthetic process. Lineage: Eukaryota; Fungi; Ascomycota; Sordariomycetes; Diaporthales; Diaporthaceae. The transcript has 4 exons. The record is from RefSeq and is a predicted model, not a curated record. Gene Ontology annotation, molecular function: fatty acid synthase activity; 3-oxoacyl-[acyl-carrier-protein] reductase (NADPH) activity; 3-oxoacyl-[acyl-carrier-protein] synthase activity.